AUGGAUAACUUCGAGUACAGCAUCCAGCUGAACGAGCGCGAGUGGGCCGAGUUCCUGCGGGCGGCCGAGGAGUGCAGCGUGGCGCCGGCCGCGCUGGCCACGGCCGAGGAGCAGAGCCUCAGUGACAUUGAGCAAGGGGACAGCCCGGGACGGGACUGUCCCCGCCGAGAGGGCAGCGAGCCAGGGCCCGGCGCUGCCCCGGGGGGGCGGGGGGUGCCCGGUGACACCGCCCCGCAGCGUGGGCGCCCCUCGGGCAGCGGGGACGAAGCGGAGCCGGGCUCUGCGGGCGGGUUCCUGUGCGACAGUGACGAUCCCGCCGGCCCGGCAGGCGCUGCCAUGCCCAGCGCGCACAGGAGGCAGCCACCGCGGCCACCCGCGGCCACCACGGCCGGUGGCACGGCCCAGGGCGGCCCCGGGCAGGCGGAGGAAGGAGCGGCAGGAGGAGGGAGGGACACGGAGACCUGCGGAGCCCCCGGGCAGGAGGCUCCAGCAGCCUCUGCCCCCGUGGAGGGAUCGGCCGAGAAAAGCGCUGCCCCCUCGGAGCCCAGCGGGGACACGAGCCCGGCCCUGGGGACAGUGCCCAGGGUGGCACCGGAGGGGGACAGGGCGGGCACGGAGCCGAGCUCGCCGGGAGGAUCCCCCAGCGUGGUGAGGCCCAAGGUGCCAGCGCAGCCCAGAAAGAGCCGCAGGCAGCGCGGGGCCAGCGCCACCGAGGGGGACAGGGACCCUGCGGGGGCUGGGGGGGCAACUGGAGCCGGGAAGGCGCCCCCGGGCUCGCCGGUGUCCCCUCGGAAGGGCAGAGGGAAGGACAAGGCUGCCAAGGGAGCGCUGGUGAGGCUGGGCAGCGAGGAGGCUGCGGAGAACAAGCGCUCGGUGCCCGGCCCUGGCGGGGAUGGGGGCGAGCCCGGGGCUGCUCCCCCAAAGCAGAGGGGGAAGGAGCCGCAGUCCCCGGGGAAGACAAAGGCCCCCAAGCACCCAAAGGCGGGGCAGGCCGGCGGCCUGGGCGUACGUGACACUGUCCCAGCGGUCCCUGGCGACGGAGCCGCGGCUCCUCCAGGACAGGGCUGCCAGGAGAUGCCAGGGAAGCCUCCCCAGGCCGGGAGCGCGGCAGAGCCUGGAGGGAGCACUGCUGAGGGGGCUGGGGGGGAGCCCGCAGCUGAGACCCCCAGGGCUCGGAGCCCCCUGUGCUUCACUGAGGGGGCCUCAGCCAAGCCCAACUCACUGGACGUGACCUGGCCCGAGAUGUACGAGUACCUGUUCUGCGACUCGCAGGGCGAGGAGGAGGAGCUGGGCAGCUCCCCGGAGGGGCGCAGAUCCCCCCUGCAAAGGGAAAUCUCCUGGCCCGAACUCUACGAGUAUUUUUUCAAUGAACCCGAAGGAAGCAGGAAAAAAGGCAAAGCCAAAGACAGGAGAAGGAGGAAGCUGGGCGGUGUGGGCCGACCUGGGCUGCAGAAGGAGGCUCCAGGCUCGGCUGCAGGCGAGGACGCCGUGGUUAUCCCUGUCCCUGAGGUGUGUGAACGCUUCUUCCCAGAGAGAGCCCACAACAGGACGGGCUGGAGGGGGAUUUUCUCCAUGGCUCCGGCCUCCGAGGUGAAGAAGGCUCUGGGGGCUCUGAGGGCCCUGCUGCAGAGGCAAAUGCAGCUGGGAGGGGGCCAAGCCCCAACCUCCCAGGCCCUGGUGCCCCGAAGGUCUGGAGAGGAGCUCGCCCUGGUCCCACUGCGAGGAGCCCAGGUGUGGCCAGAAGAUGCAGAAACGGCCCUGGCACUGAGAGGGGCAGCAGAGGACCCGCGGGUGCUGAGCCACAAGGACAUGUGCCUCGUCUUCUGUGCCUUCGCGUCCUGGGCCGUGAAGACAUCUGACCUGCAGGCUCCGGAUGCCUGGAAGACCAUGUUCCUGGCGAGCUUUGGCACCCUCUCGGCCAUCCGCUACUUCCGACGGCAGCUCAGGGAAGGGCACCCCCGGACUUAACCCCGGCCGCGCCCGGGGCCGGCGCGGGCAGAGCCGGGACUCGGCUGUGGACAGAGGGACAGCGGGACAGCGGGACAGCGAGACAGCGGGACAGCGGGACAGCGGGACAGAGGGACAGCGGGACAGCGGGACAGUGGGACAGAGGGACAGCGGGACAGCGGGACAGAGGGACAGCGGGACAGCGGGACAGAGGGACAGAGCGACAGCCAGCACCGCGGAGCCACCACCGAGAGCGUCCCCGGCGCCACCCCCGGCGGGACGGGCCGGCCCAGGGAGCUGGACCCGCCCGGGGACAGCAGCGGACGGUAGGACAGGACAGGAUGGGACAGGACGGGACAGGACAGGACGGGACAGGACGGGACAGGACGGGGCAGGACAGGACGGGACAGGACGGGACAGGACAGGACGGGGCUGGCGCUGCCGUCCCCAGGAAUGCCCCGAGCCUCCUCCGGGGUCUCUCCUCCCUGCUGGGGUCACUCUGAGGCGGCAGAGGCCCGACGGAAGAGCCGGGAUGUCUGAGAAGGAGCAGAGCAGAGCUUUGGGACGGGCUCGGCUGAGCCCGGGCUGGGCCGCAGCUCCGGCGGGAUGGAGGGGCCGCGCCCCCGGCACAGCCCCGCGCCCCCCUGGCCGCCGUGAGCGCUCGGGGAGGGCGCAGCCCCCGGGAUUCCGCUCGGGGA
Molecule: messenger RNA, 2645 nt
Organism: Prinia subflava (tawny-flanked prinia)
Lineage: Eukaryota; Metazoa; Chordata; Aves; Passeriformes; Cisticolidae
Gene: PERM1
Product: PPARGC1 and ESRR induced regulator, muscle 1
Exons: 5
Coding region: 1-1968 (655 amino acids)
Biological process (GO): regulation of DNA-templated transcription; response to muscle activity
Cellular component (GO): cytoplasm; nucleus
Source: RefSeq, a predicted model, not a curated record